Molecule: messenger RNA, 1506 nt
Organism: Phalaenopsis equestris
Lineage: Eukaryota; Viridiplantae; Streptophyta; Magnoliopsida; Asparagales; Orchidaceae
Product: mitogen-activated protein kinase 2-like
Exons: 7
Coding region: 259-1377 (372 amino acids)
Biological process (GO): intracellular signal transduction; protein phosphorylation
Cellular component (GO): nucleus; cytoplasm
Molecular function (GO): ATP binding; MAP kinase activity
Source: RefSeq, a predicted model, not a curated record
UGUUGUGUUCGGGAUCUCUGUGAGAAGAAAGAAGACGAGGAUUUCCUGGUUUUUUUGACAAUUCCACGCUUCCUCUGGCCCGCAGCAUUCAAUUCAUCUUCUCAGUUCGUCUUCAACAAAGAAGAUUGGCCUCCAGUUCUCUUCUCUCGUGUUGAAAACUGAAGGCGAGGAAAGUUAGAUGAAUAGCUUCAGAUAAAGCUUUACAAAAGCAGCCGAAAGAAGGAGGGCGAGAAAGGAAGGAGCUUGUAGAAGGGAGGUAUGGAGCCGGGGUCUGCAUCUAGCGAGGGGCAGAUAAAGGGAGUUCUCACUCAUGGCGGCAGGUAUGUGCAGUACAAUGUUUACGGCAACUUAUUUGAGGUCUCCACCAAAUACGUUCCCCCCUUGCGGCCUGUGGGCCGAGGUGCCUAUGGCAUUGUCUGCGCUGCAGUGAAUUCACAGACACGUGAAGAGGUUGCCAUUAAGAAGAUUGGCAAUGCAUUUGACAAUAGAGUUGAUGCGAAGAGAACUUUAAGAGAAAUAAUGCUUCUUCGUCAUUUGAAUCAUGAAAAUAUAAUUGGUAUCAAGGAUAUCAUCCGCCCUCCGAAAAGGGAAACUUUUAAUGAUGUCUAUAUUGUUUAUGAACUGAUGGAGACAGAUCUUCAUCAAAUUAUUCGCUCCAACCAGCCUCUAAAUGAUGAUCAUUGUCAGUUUUUCCUCUAUCAGCUACUAAGGGGUCUAAAAUACGUGCACUCUGCGCAUGUUUUACAUCGUGAUCUUAAGCCGAGCAAUCUGUUCUUGAAUGCGAAUUGCGACCUCAAAAUUGGAGAUUUUGGCCUUGCAAGAACGACAUCAGAAGCGGAUUUUAUGACAGAGUACGUCGUUACUCGUUGGUACAGAGCACCGGAAUUGCUCCUUAACUGUUCCGAGUACACUGCUGCCAUCGAUACUUGGUCCGUCGGAUGUAUUCUAGGCGAAAUCGUAACCCGAGAGCCAUUGUUUCCCGGAAAGGAUUACGUUCAUCAGCUUAGGCUAAUUACUGAGUUGAUAGGUUCCCCAGAUGACUCCAGUCUUGGGUUUCUUCGAAGCGACAAUGCCCGGAGGUAUGUAAGACAACUUCCACAUUAUCCAAAGCAGCAAUUUUCUUCAAGGUUUCCGAGCAUGUCUCCUGGAGCUAAGGAUUUACUUGAGAGAAUGUUGGUAUUUGACCCAAGCAAGAGAAUCACAGUCGAUGAAGCCCUUUCACACCCAUAUUUAGCUUCUCUUCAUGACAUAAAUGAUGAACCGAUCUGCCACACACCCUUCAAUUUCGAAUUCGAGCAACCGGCGGUGACAGAAGAAGACAUCAAAACGCUCAUAUACAGAGUGUCUUUGAACUACAACCCUGAUCCAGUCCACUAGAUUUACUACUCUUUAUGUAAAUGUUAUGACAGAUUUCUUAUUGUUAUGUUUUUUUCUCCUCUUAUGUAUGUGUGACUUAUGGGAAGUGGCAACAUCUAUUCAUCAUAUAUUGAGCUCUUGUUAUGUUAA